AUUUAAUUACAUUCUAAAGCCCUAAGAGUUUCCUGAACAGAGACACUCUCCCUAUCAGAGCGCUUAUUAGACAGGCGCUGGCUGGACAAUGGCAGGAAGUCGGCUUGGAGAUCGCUUUGGCAGUGGGACGGGGGUCAUUCAGUGACUGGGCUGCUUACAGACACCAUGGCCGGCCUGGGACUGAUCAUUCUCACCUUUAUUUGCACGGACACUGCAGGAGCUGCUGUGAGACCUGUGGUUUCCUUCUCCCCAAACUGGACCCCAAUAUUCCCAGGGGAGUCUGUAACUCUGAGCUGUAAUGUGGCUCCUACUGCCCAAGGGAACCUGGGAUAUUCCUGGUACAGGGAUGGAGAGCGGAUACGCAGAGAUGAGCAGAACCUUACAGGAGUGACUGACAGUGGGGAUUACCAGUGCCAGGCCGGUGCCAGUGAGAGAAGUGACCCGGUUACACUGGAUGUGAGUGCGGAUCCACUCAUCCUGCAGGCGCCCCCUGCUGUUUAUGAAGGGGACUCCCUGUCUCUCAGGUGCCACAGUCAGCCUGCAUAUAGGGAAAAGAAGCUGGUAUUUUACAAGGACAAUGAGACCAUUGGGCCCCCAGUCAGUGGCUCUGAGUUACAGAUAGGGAGAGUGAAUGUUACUGCGUCUGGUACAUACAGGUGUGGAAAAGAAAUCACUCGCUAUGUUUUCAGCCCUGUCACUCCUUACACAGCCCAUCGGAACAUCUCAGUCCAAGAGCUGUUCAGUCCCCCGCAUAUAAAUGUGAGCCCAUACGAUUUGAUAGAAGGAGAUCACAUGACCAUAACAUGUGACACAGAGCUCCGCCCACACAGAGAGACUACAGAGCUGCAGUUUGCUUUCUACAGAAAUGGGCACAAUGUGCAGGGAUUCAGUUUAUCCAACCAAUAUGGAGUCCCCUCAGCUCAGCUGGAGGAUUCUGGGAAUUAUACCUGUGAGGUACAAACUCCAACCGGCAGUGUGAGGAAGAGGAGCAGUGUUGUUACUAUCCACAUACAGGGAGCUGCAGCCAGACCGGUGCUUUCCGUCUCCCCAAACUGGGCCCCGAUACUCACUGGUGAUUCUGUAAAUCUGACCUGUAACGGGGCCCGUCCUGCACAAGGGAAUGAGAGCUAUACCUGGUACAGGGGCAAUAGCCAGAGGACUGGUGUGGAACGGCAGACGUAUGUGAUCCACAGGGCCAGGAGAGAACAAAGUGGGAGGUACCAGUGCCAGAUCGAUGCCGGCGACAGAAGUGCCGCCUUCCAGCUGACAGUUAGUGAUGAAAAGCUCAUCCUGCAGGCGCCCCCUGGUGUCCAUGAGGGGGAUGAACUGAUUCUCAGAUGUCACCACCCCCCUGAUUAUCGUACAAGUGACACAACGUUUGAAUUCCGGGAGGAGCCAAUAAAUCGCUCCCUGGGGUCGGACUCUGUUCUCCCACUCGGGAAGGCGCAGGCGAAUAUGUCCGGGCCCUACAGAUGCAAAACCAAACUGUAUGAUAAGUUCCACGAUAUCACUCACAAUUACACAUCUCCUGUGGAACAUCUUUCAGUUACGGAGCUGUUCAGUCCCCCACAAAUAAAAGUGAGGCCAGAUCAGGUGACAGAAGGAGAUCACAUGACCAUAACAUGUGACACAGAGCUCCGCCCACACAGAGAGACUACAGAGCUGCAGAUUGCUUUCUACAGAAAUGGGCACAAUGUGCAGGGAUUCAACUCAUCCAACCAAUAUGGAGUCCCCUCAGCUCAGCUGGAGGAUUCUGGGAAAUAUACCUGUGAGGUACAAACUCCAACCGGCAGUGUGAGGAAGAGGAGCAGCAUGGUGCAUAUCCACAUACAGGAGCUCUUCUCUUACCCACAAAUAAAUGUGAGCUCAGAUCAGGUGACAGAAGGGGAUCACAUGACCAUAACAUGUGGCACAGAGCUCCGCCCACACAGAGAGACUACAGAGCUGCAGUUUGCUUUCUACAGAAAUGGGCACAAUGUGCAGGGAUUCAGUUUAUCCAACCAAUAUGAAGUCCCCUCAGCUCAGCUGGAGGAUUCUGGGAAUUAUACCUGUGAGGUACAGACUCCAACCGGCAGUGUGAGGAAGAGGAGCAGCAUGGCACAUAUCCACAUACAGGAAUUAUUCAACAACACACAAAUAAAAGUGAGUUCAGAUCAGGUGACAGAAGGAGAUCACAUGACCAUAACAUGUGACACAAAGCUCAGCCCACACAGAGAGACUACAGAGCUGCUGUUUGCUUUCUACAGAAAUGGGCACAAUGUGCAGGGAUUCAGUUCAUCCAACCAAUAUGGAGUCCCCUCAGCUCAGCUGGAGGAUUCUGGGAAUUAUACCUGUGAGGUACAGACUCCAACCGGCAGUGUGAGGAAGAGGAGCAAUGUAUUGUAUAUCCACAUACAGGAGCUGUUCUCUACCCCACAAAUAAAAGUGAGGCCAAAUCCGGCAAGAGAAGGAGAUCACAUGAUCAUAACAUGUGACACAGAGCUCAGCCCACACAGAGAGACUACAGAGCUGCAGUUUGCUUUCUACAGAAAUGGGCACAAUGAGCAGAGAUUCAGUUUAUACAACAAAUAUGGAGUCCCCUCAGCUCAGCUGGAGGAUUCUGGGAAUUAUACCUGUGAGGUACAAACUCCAACCGGCAGUGUGAGGAAGAGGAGCAGCAUGGUGCAUAUCCACAUACAGGAGUUGUUCAGUACCCCACAAAUAAAAGUGAGGCCAGAUCAGGUGACACAAGGUGAUCACAUGACCAUAACGUGUGACACAAAGCUCCGCCCACACAGAGAGACUACAGAGCUGCAGUUUGCUUUCUACAGAAAUGGGCACAAUGUGCAGGGAUUCAGUUUAUCCAACCAAUAUGGAGUCCCCUCAGCUCAGCUGGAGGAUUCUGGGAAUUAUACCUGUGAGGUACAAACUCCAACCGGCAGUGUGAGGAAGAGGAGCAAAGUGUCACAUAUUGAAAUACAGGGAGCUGUGGAGUCUCAAGAUGGGGGCACUACAGACAGUCCGCCAUAUUUGAAUAAAAGUAAAAAAGAAGCUGCUUCUGGAGAUGCAAAAAGUGCAAAACGUAUUCCAACCCAAACGAAUGAGACAAUGGGAGAUCCAGGAGCUUCUCAUGAAGGCAGAACUAACGCAACUGGUGUUUCAUCCCAAAUGAGGGAGACAAAGGAAGAUACAGAGCAGCCAGGAGCGUCACUACCCAGUAGGGGAAAGGAGACAAGCAGCCAACUACAUUUCCAGCUUGGUGAGAGAAGUCAGAUGUACCUGGCACUGGGGCUCAUAGGAUCAGUACUAGCCCUGCUUGUUGUUGCUGCUGCCUUUGUUAUCAAGACCAGACAGAAACGAUCUUCAUGGCUAAUCCAGCACCUUCAGCGUCUUAAAACAGUCCACAGCCGCAUUCCCAAAGUGAAAAUGUCUUCUACACCCAUACUGGUAUCAUUUGUGCCAGAGGAGCCCAGGUACACCGAGUUACCUUCACAAGGCACAACAGAACAUCUCAACCAAAAAAGGCAUUUCCUAGCCCAUCAUCAGAACAACAACGACCAAUCUGCUGGAAGGGUUCCUAUUUUUGGGCAAAAGAACGAGUUCUCCGAUCUAACAAACGAUGAAACUGCCAUUUUGAAGCAGCACUUUCCAGGAAGUAAUUCUAUCCCAAGUUCUAAUGGUUAUUCUGUUGGUGAAUCUUACCCAUAAACAACUCAGUUCUGCUGGUUUCUGUAGGGAUCAGAGGUGGAACUCAGUCUGAGAGCUAGGUAAAAAAAGAGACUUCUGGUCUUUAUGGCUACUGGACUGUAUUUAACCUUUCUAACAACUUAGGUGAGCUAAAAAAUAACAAAAUGUAUACUAUUUUGCUACCAAAUGUAUAUAUUUAUUAUGGUAUCCAUAAUUCAAUGUGCCAUUUUUAUAAUAUAAAAUAUUAUUAUUGUUAAUUUGCCUUGGGAAAAUACUGUCAAAAUUCACUAUCCCUUCCAAUAAAGCUUAUAAAAAGGAAGAAAAGGACAUAAAGAUAUGUAAAGGAGAGGAGGUCUGAUCAUGGACCUUAUUAUGGAAUUGUCCAUUUCAAUAACAGCUUUAUGAACCAAUAAGGAAGCUGGAUAGUUAUCUUCGAGCUGAUGGUUCUACUUACACUUUGCAAAAGCUUUUAAAGCAGAAGGAAAGUCAUUUUGACAUUUUACUGGCAAUAGAUUAGCCACAUUAGUUCC
Xenopus tropicalis (tropical clawed frog) is the source of this 4196-nucleotide messenger RNA. Its product is annotated as Fc receptor-like protein 3. Lineage: Eukaryota; Metazoa; Chordata; Amphibia; Anura; Pipidae. The coding region runs from base 166 to 3687 and encodes 1173 amino acids. The record is from RefSeq and is a predicted model, not a curated record. The transcript has 19 exons.